Trichechus manatus latirostris (Florida manatee) is the source of this 4090-nucleotide messenger RNA. It is a transcript of the gene PITPNM1, whose product is annotated as phosphatidylinositol transfer protein membrane associated 1. Gene Ontology annotation, cellular component: cytoplasm. NCBI's taxonomy places the organism in Eukaryota, Metazoa, Chordata, Mammalia, Sirenia, Trichechidae. The coding region runs from base 142 to 3855 and encodes 1237 amino acids. The record is from RefSeq and is a predicted model, not a curated record. The transcript is spliced from 22 exons. Gene Ontology annotation, molecular function: metal ion binding; phosphatidylcholine binding; phosphatidylinositol transfer activity. Gene Ontology annotation, biological process: phospholipid transport.
ACAGGGGACUGGACAGAGGCUGUUGUGAUCCUGAUCCCAGGGAGCUGAGGGGGCCAGGGCCAGGUUUCAGGGAGUUAAGAGGGCUGGGACUGGGGCCCCAGACCUGUGAAGGGGGCCAGGCUGAGUUGGGGGUCCCACAGGAUGAGUUGGGAAGGGCUUCAUUCCCGGGUUGAGCUCCCUGUUCUGCUCUGCCCUGGGCUGCAGAAAAAGAGCCGGGAGGAGUCGAGUGGCGAGGGCAGUGGCGUGGAGAUCCUGGCCAACCAGCCCUACACGGAUGGGCCAGGCGGUAGUGGGCAGUACACACACAAGGUGUACCACGUGGGCUCCCACAUCCCAGGCUGGUUCCGGGCACUGCUGCCGAAGGCCGCCCUGCAGGUGGAGGAGGAAUCCUGGAAUGCCUAUCCCUACACCCGAACCCGGUACACCUGCCCCUUCGUAGAGAAGUUCUCCAUUGAAAUAGAGACCUAUUACCUGCCUGAUGGGGGGCAGCAGCCAAAUGUCUUCAACUUGAGUGGGGCUGAGAGACGGCAGCGCAUCCUGGACACCAUCGACAUUGUGCGGGAUGCAGUGGCCCCAGGCGAGUACAAAGCAGAGGAGGACCCCCGGCUGUAUCGCUCUGCCAAGACCGGCCGAGGACCACUGGCGGAUGACUGGGCGCAGACGGCGGCCCAAACGGGGCCCCUCAUGUGCGCCUACAAGCUGUGCAAGGUGGAGUUCCGCUACUGGGGCAUGCAGGCCAAGAUCGAACAGUUCAUCCAUGAUGUCGGUCUGCGCCGGGUGAUGCUGCGAGCCCACCGCCAGGCCUGGUGCUGGCAGGACGAGUGGACGGAGCUGAGCAUGGCUGACAUCCGGGCCCUGGAGGAGGAGACCGCCCGCAUGCUGGCCCAGCGCAUGGCCAAGUGCACCUCGGGCAGUGAGGAGCCCGAGGCCCAGCCCUCCGGGAAGCCGGGCACUGAGGUCCGGGCUGGGGCCAGCCACGCCAGCACCCCCGACGGGCCGGAGCCUCCUGGCCCCGAUGCCUCCCCUGACGCCAGCUUCGGCAAGCAGUGGUCCUCGUCCUCCCGCUCCUCCUACUCGUCCCAGCACGGAGGGGGCGUGUCUCCCCAGAGCCUAUCCGAGUGGCGCAUGCAGAACAUCGCCCGUGACUCCGAGAACAGCUCCGAGGAGGAGUUCUUUGAUGCCCACGAAGGCUUCUCUGACAGUGAGGAGGUCUUCCCCAAGGAGAUGACCAAGUGGAACUCCAAUGACUUCAUCGAUGCCUUCGCCUCUCCCACAGAGGCUGAGGGGGCGCCAGACCCUGGAACCGAGGCCGCUAAAGGCAUUGGGGAUGGGUCCCGAGCAGCCAGGGAUUCGGAGGGCACAGACAGCACCGGGGAGCUGGGGGCCGAGGCCUGCGCGGUGCACGCCCUCUUCCUCAUCCUGCACAGCGGCAACAUCCUGGACUCGGGCCCCGGGGACGCCAACUCCAAGCAGGCUGACGUGCAGACGCUGAGCGUGGCCUUUGAGGCCGUCACCCGCAUCCACUUCCCUGAGGCCCUGGGCCAUGUGGCACUGCGCCUGGUGCCCUGCCCGCCCAUCUGUGCUGCCGCCUAUGCCCUUGUCUCCAACCUGAGCCCCUACAGCCAUGAUGGCGAUAGCCUGUCCCGCUCCCAGGACCACAUCCCACUGGCCGCCCUGCCGCUGCUGGCCACCUCAUCCUCCCGCUACCAGGGAGCCGUGGCCACUGUCAUUGCCCGCACCAACCAGGCCUAUGCCACCUUCCUGCGCUCACCUGAGGGCACUGGAUUCUGCGGGCAGGUGGUGCUGAUUGGGGACGGCGUUGGCGGAAUCCUGGGCUUCGAUGCACUCUGCCACAGUGCCAAUACGGGCACGGGGAGCCGGGGCAGCAGCCGCCGAGGGAGCAUGAACAACGAGCUGCUGUCCCCCGAGGUCGGCCCAGCGCGGGACCCCUUGGCAGAUGGAGUGGAAGGGCUGGGCCGGGCCAGCCCAGAACCCUCAGCCCUGCCUGCCCAGCGCACCCCCAGUGAUGUGGCCAGCCCUGAGCCCGAGGGUUCCCAGAACAGCCUGCAGGCCGCCCCAGCCACCUCCUCUGGGGAACCCUGGCGGGCCAGCACAGCCUCCUGCGCCCCUGCUGCUGGCUCCGAGGCGCCCGACAGCCCCACCAGCGCUGCCCGCCUUGACUUCAAGGUCUCUGGCUUCUUCCUCUUCGGCUCCCCACUGGGCCUGGUGCUGGCUUUGCGCAAAACCGUGAUGCCCGCCUUGGAGGUGGCCCAGAUGCGCCCAGCCUGCGAGCAGAUCUACAACCUCUUCCACGCGGCUGACCCCUGUGCCUCCCGCCUUGAGCCCUUGCUGGCCCCCAAGUUCCAGGCCAUCGCCCCACUGGCUGUGCCCCGCUACCAGAAGUUCCCCCUGGGAGAUGGCUCGUCCCUGCUGCUGGCCGACACCCUGCAGACCCACUCAGGCCUCUUUCUAGAGGAGCUGGAAAUGAUGGUGCCCUCAACGCCCACCUCGGCCAGCGGUGCCUUCUGGAAGGGCAGUGAAUUGGGCACUGAGCCACCUGCCCAGCCAGCUGCCCCCAGCACCACCAGUGAGGUGGUCAAGAUCCUGGAGCGCUGGUGGGGGACCAAGCGGAUUGACUACUCACUGUACUGCCCCGAGGCGCUCACGGCCUUCCCCACCGUCACGCUGCCCCACCUCUUCCACGCCAGCUACUGGGAGUCGGCCGACGUGGUGGCCUUCAUCCUGCGCCAGGUGAUCGAGAAGGAGCGACCCCAGCUGGCCGAGUGCGAGGAGCCGUCCAUCUACAGCCCGGCUUUCCCCAGGGAGAAGUGGCAGCGCAAGCGCACGCAGGUCAAGAUCCGGAACGUCACUUCCAACCACCGGGCAAGCGACACAGUGGUGUGCGAGGGCCGCCCCCAGGUGCUGAACGGGCGUUUCAUGUACGGGCCCUUGGACGUAGUCACGCUUACCGGAGAGAAGGUGGACAUCUACGUCAUGACGCAGCCGCUGUCCGGCAAGUGGAUCCACUUUGGCACUGAGGUCACCAACAGCUCAGGCCGCCUGGCCUUCCCGGUGCCCCCCGAGCGCGCGCUGGGUAUCGGCGUCUACCCUGUGCGCAUGGUGGUCAGGGGCGACCACACGUACGCCGAGUGCUGCCUGACAGUGGUGGCCCGUGGCACGGAGGCGGUGGUCUUCAGCAUCGAUGGCUCCUUCACCGCCAGCGUCUCCAUCAUGGGCAGCGACCCCAAGGUGCGCGCCGGCGCCGUGGACGUGGUCAGGCACUGGCAGGACGCGGGCUACCUGAUCGUGUACGUGACGGGUCGGCCCGACAUGCAGAAGCACCGCGUGGUCGCCUGGCUGUCGCAGCAUAACUUCCCCCACGGCGUCGUCUCCUUCUGCGACGGCCUCACCCAUGACCCGCUGCGCCAGAAGGCCAUGUUUCUGCAGAGCCUGGUGCAGGAGGUGGAGCUGAACAUUGUGGCCGGCUACGGGUCCCCCAAAGACGUGGCCGUGUACGCGGCGCUGUGCCUGCCCCCUAGCCAGACCUACAUCGUGGGCCGCGCUGUGCGGAAGCUGCAGGCGCAGUGCCAGUUCCUCUCCGAUGGCUACGUGGCCCACCUGGGCCAGUUGGAGUCAGGUUCCCACCCUCAUGCCCCUACGGGACCCCCGCGGGCCGCCUUGGCCAAGAGCAGCUACGGCGUGGGCGCCCCUGUGGACUUCUUGCGCAAACAGAGCCAGCUGCUUCGCACCAGAGGCCCCAGCCAGGCAGAGCGCGAGGGCCCAGGGACACCGCCCACCACCCUGGCACGGGGCAAGGCCCGCAGCAUCAGCCUCAAGCUGGAUAGCGAGGAGUGAGGCCACACUGGCCGGACAUGGGUUAUUUAUUCACACCCCGAGGGGCCCACAUGGCUGCGAACAGGAGGCUGGGGCCUAGCCUGCCGGCCCCACCCAGCCCACCAGCCCCACACCCUGCAUCCGUCUGCCCCUCUGUGUUUCCCCCUUUCCAUGUGGGGGACACAGCCCGGGGAGGGAGAAGGGAGUGGGGGUGGGCCCAGAGCCUUUCCAGUGUGUGUCCGUCCAUGAAAAUAAA